Tarenaya hassleriana is the source of this 1122-nucleotide messenger RNA. RefSeq names its product zinc finger A20 and AN1 domain-containing stress-associated protein 5-like. The record is from RefSeq and is a predicted model, not a curated record. Lineage: Eukaryota; Viridiplantae; Streptophyta; Magnoliopsida; Brassicales; Cleomaceae. The coding region runs from base 237 to 776 and encodes 179 amino acids. The transcript has a single exon. Gene Ontology annotation, molecular function: ubiquitin-protein transferase activity; DNA binding; zinc ion binding. Gene Ontology annotation, biological process: protein ubiquitination.
UUCCCCAUUACAGGCCUCUCAAUCUAAUCCCCUCAAAAUCACCAUUUCUCUCUCUCUGGAGCUCUUACCAUUUUCGCUGUAGAAAAAAAAUAAUCUCUCCUUCAAAAAGAAAAAAAAGAAGAAGAGGAGAACCUCUCCUCCUCCUUCUCUAACCGAUCUCUCUUUCAAUUUGUUUGAAUUCGUUCGCGAAAUCUCCAUCCGGAGAGAUCCUUCGGUUGCCGGUGUAGAUCGUGGACAUGGCGCAGAGGACGGAGAAGGAGGAGACAGAGUUCAAAGUACCGGAGACCUUGACGCUCUGUGUCAACAACUGCGGCGUCACCGGAAAUCCGGCAACCAACAACAUGUGUCAGAAAUGCUUUAACGCAACCACCGCCUCGUCCUCCUCUUCCUCCGUCUCAUCCAUCGCCGGCGCCAACAACGUCGUCAAGGAGGGUGGGGUCGGUGUUGGGGGAGGGCCGAUCUCGAAGAAAACGGCCAGAUCUAGCGCCCUCCGGUCGUUGUCGAAGGAUCGGUCAGAUUUGUCUCCGGUAAAGGUGAUUAUAGGGCGGAAUAGGGAGAGCGACGUGACGGAGGUGGAGAAGAUCGUUAAUCGGUGUUCUGGUUGCCGGAGGAAGGUCGGUUUGACCGGCUUCCGGUGCCGUUGCGGCGAGCUUUUCUGCGCGGAGCACCGGUACUCCGACCGCCAUGACUGCAGCUAUGACUACAAGGCUGUGGGUCGUGAGACGAUCGCCAGAGAAAAUCCGGUCGUCAAGGCGGCGAAGAUCGUCAAGGUUUAAAUUAUCUCACCAGAUUAAAAAAAAAAUCUGAACCCUCAAUCGUCGAAUUUCUUCGUAGAUCAAGCUCGAUCUAAAAUAUCCUCUAGCCGAGAGUCGCCAUGGAGAUGCCGGGAGAAAUCGAUUUCGUUGGUGUAUUAAACGAAGAUCAGAAGGAUUUUCUGAUUCUUCCUAUGUUCGAUCAAAUCUGAAACCUCUUCUUUCUUCUCUUUUUUUUUUCAUCUUCUCUUUAUUUUUUUUUCUUAAAUUACAUUCUUAGCUUCGUGUUUGAGAAAUCUGAAGAUUAUUAUUUUGUGGCUUUAAGGUUUGAUGAUUUGCAUCGCGUCAGAUGUGAUUUGCCUUGUGAUUU